Messenger RNA from Porites lobata, 1152 nucleotides. Lineage: Eukaryota; Metazoa; Cnidaria; Anthozoa; Scleractinia; Poritidae. The record is from the annotation of a GenBank genome assembly.
AUGAGUUGCUUAAAACCUGAAGCAGACAUACGUGUCUGUGUGGAUAUGAGAAGAGCCAACGAGGCAAUCGAAAGAGAAAGGCAUUCUAUCCCCACGAAUGAAGAGGUUCUACAUGACUUUAAAUUGGUGAACUGUGUUCAGUAAAUUAGAUUUGAAGUGGGGCUUCCACCAGGUGGGACCUGAAGCUAAUCACGUUGUAUUACAACCUUCAUUACACACCGAGGUCUUUUCCAGUACAAGGAUUAAUGUUCGGAAUUACCUCAGGGCCUGAGAAAUAUCAGAAGAUCGUCAAAGAUGUGUUGAUUGGUUGUAAAAGAAUUGCAAAUAUUGCUGACGACCUGAUCAUCCAUGGAUGGGGAAUCAUAGAACAUGAUGAGCAUCUGCUGGCUGUUCUGCGCCGUCUCAGAGAACGUGGAAUAACUCUAAAUGAGAAAACGUGACAGUUAAGACUUCCAAAACUAACAUCGUUUGGACGUGACUUGAGCAGUAAAGGAAUCGCUCCUAGUGAAGAGAAGGUGUCUGCAGUUCAAAAUGCCAGUUCUCGACAGAGUAUCGCAGAGAUCAGAUCUUCCUUAGGCCUUGUACAGUAUGGUGCCAAGUUCUUACCAGGUUUUCCCGCUCAGAAUGCUGACGAGAAAAGACCAACAGUUUUUGUGGGAAGAAGCCCAGAAGAAAUCCUUCCACUAAUGGAAAGAUCUGCUAAAACGAGCAGAAACACUUGCUUACUUCAAGAAUGAAUGCGGGACAGUCAUUGUUGCUGAUGCUGGUCCCACAGGCAUAGGAGCUGUCCUCACAUAGCUAUAAACAAGAUGGCCUGUGGAGAGUAAUUUCUUAUGCAUUCUUACUGACGUGGAAAGGAGCUAUUCCCUUGCCUUGGUAUGGGCUUGUCGCAGACAUUCAAGCUGUAUGUUUUUGGUCGAGAGUUGGAGACUGACCAUAAGCUGAGCUGAGCUGGAGUCUGACCAUAAGCCUUUACAGUACAUCUACAACGAGUCCUCAACGCUAUCUGCAGGAAUAGAACUAUGGGUCUUUCGCCUACAAGGUUCAAACUUUAAAGUGAUCUAUAGUCCUAGCAAGACAAACAUCACAGAUGCUCUCUCAAGAUUAAAUUAUGUGAAUCAGGAAGAUUACAGUGGCAAGGAAGCCGACCUU